Molecule: messenger RNA, 1542 nt
Organism: Alligator sinensis (Chinese alligator)
Lineage: Eukaryota; Metazoa; Chordata; Crocodylia; Alligatoridae
Gene: MGMT
Product: O-6-methylguanine-DNA methyltransferase
Exons: 4
Coding region: 30-413 (127 amino acids)
Biological process (GO): DNA repair
Cellular component (GO): nucleus
Molecular function (GO): methylated-DNA-[protein]-cysteine S-methyltransferase activity
Source: RefSeq, a predicted model, not a curated record
UCCUCUCUGCUGCUGUUCCCCACCUUUUUAUGGAAUGUCCCCCUCCCAUAUGCACUAAGGAGGCCUCAGUUACUUGUGAGCUAUGUGAAGGCCCAGAGGAAAUGACAGAACCACUGAAACAGUGCACAGCCUGGCUUUCGGCCUACUUCUGUGAGCCCCGGAUAACAGAGAAACUUCCUAUACCUUCCUUUCACCAUCCAGUUUUUGAGCAAGCUUCAUUCACCAGGCAAGUGUUGUGGACCCUGUUGAGAGAUGUGAAAUUCGGAGAGACAGUUUCUUACAAGCAAUUAGCAGACCUGGCAGGCAACAGCAAAGCAGCAAGAGCAGUGGGAGGAGCAAUGAGAAGCAAUCCUGAGAAAUUUUGGUCCUUGGGAAAGGGAAGUCUUUUGUCUUCCUCAUAUGUUUCACCCUAAACAAAGGAGGACCAUCUUGAAAGAGAUAGUAGUUCAGUCUCUAUGGCUCAGUCAUUCCUUUUCCUGUCUGCUGACACUGCCAAGAGUGACAUUUGUGACAGCAGCUUUUGUGACCUGCUUCACUGGGAACUGGCCUGAAACCACCAACUCAUUUCAUGUAGACCACCGAACUGCUAUCUGAUCGGAUGGACUUUUGGCCACUAACAAUCUAAGCUUUAUUUUGGCCACUGGUCUGUGAAUGAGACUUCAUAACCCAUUAUCAAUCACCGAGCUGUCCGAUUGUGUGUUCUGAGUCUGUUGUUGAAGUGUGGGGAAGGCAGAGCAAUGGCAUUUUUCUCAGAUAGAAUGUUUAGUAUUUUGUAUGUGGACUUCACUUGCUCCUGGAGAGGAGAGAGACUCCUUUUUAGGAAUGUUGCUGAUCUCUUCUCUUUCCCAAUUUUAAUCCCUUACCUCCUAUGCCCAAAACCUGAUGCUUAUUUCCCCCUGCAGAACUGAAUUUAGGGUUUCUUUCCUACUCCUAUCAGUUGCAGUUCUUAAACAGCCAGAAGUAUCAGUGAGAAAUAUUUCUCCACUCCCCGCAUGGUACAAGUAUACUCUUUUCCAUAGACUUCUCAGGUGCCCCAUAUCAGCCCUUUACAUUGCACCUAACACUCCCGUGCUGUAAAUGACCACUUGAUUAGCCCUUAAGUUAAUACAAUCUCUCAGCAGAGGCAGGGACAUAUCAUUUCUCGCACCCUGCUUCUCCAGCCCCUUUUGUUCCCUGCUGUCCUUGCACACUCUUUAACCACCUUCCCUGGGUUCUCUGUCUGCUCAUAACUGAUUGCUGUUCUUUGGACCUAGGUAUGCACUGCUUCCACAGUUAGUUGCAGUGAGAGCUAGGGGGUAGGGGAGUACAUAGUAUUCACCAUAAACAAAUCAUAGGAAGGAAUAGCCUGUGGAGCCCGUCUGUACUGUAGCAGUUGCUUCUGCAGGGUGCCCUAGCCUUACUGACCCCCAAGCAGGGCCUGCUGGGGGGCGGGAAAUUUAGAUCUAUAAGUAGAUGCAAGAGUUGACCACAAGUAGCACAAUUCAUAAUAAACUCAAGAAAAGGCAGACAAAUAUUUCACAAACCUUAUUUUUAUUUUAUUUU